Molecule: messenger RNA, 11752 nt
Organism: Notolabrus celidotus (New Zealand spotty)
Lineage: Eukaryota; Metazoa; Chordata; Actinopteri; Labriformes; Labridae
Product: zinc finger homeobox protein 3-like
Exons: 11
Coding region: 329-8839 (2836 amino acids)
Biological process (GO): brain development; regulation of transcription by RNA polymerase II; regulation of neuron differentiation
Cellular component (GO): nucleus
Molecular function (GO): RNA polymerase II cis-regulatory region sequence-specific DNA binding; DNA-binding transcription factor activity, RNA polymerase II-specific
Source: RefSeq, a predicted model, not a curated record
AAGUGUUUUUCCCCCCACAGUGAUCAGAACUCAUUCUACCUCUGGAGCUCGCACAAACCCCUCCGUCCCCCAUCUUCUGUUUACUACAGCCUGUAUGUAGCUUUAAUUACUCUGUUGUUUGCUAACAACUCGGACCCCGCUGCUCUCUCUCCCUCUCCCCAUUUUUUUCCUCCUGGCUCCGUAAAAACGCAGAGGAUCAUUCAUAAGGAAUGAGUGGUCUCUCUAUACGAUUGUUUUCUGGACUACUACACAUUCAGCGUACGGAGCUUUGUACCAGAGCCGCUGCAGAAAUGUGGGGUAGUGAUGCGUGGCAGCUGUAGCCUCUGGUAUGGACAGCGGUGAGGGAGGAGGAGGGGAUGGAGGGGGAGGAGAGGAGAGAGAUGCUGACCUCAGUCCCCAGGCUUUAUCUCUUCCUCUCCUGACCCUAGCGGUCAGUCCUGAGCAGGGGUCAUCCUCUCAUACCUCAGCCACGGCCCCUGCCAAAGAGCCCCUGACCCUGCCUCAGCAGCAGGAGGAGGAGGGCGCAGAGGGGUCCCAGGCUAGAGAAGAGACCCAGGGAGGGGAGCAGAGAGAGGGAGGCCGACAUCCACAGGAGAAUGGGACAUGUCAAAAGCAGGGGAUGAUGAAGGAAGACUUGGGGGAAGGAUAUUUGUCAGGGCAGAGGAAGGAAGAAGGGGAGGUGCAUGUAGGUGUGGGAGAGGCGUCAGUUACAGGGGGGCUCCCAGCAGCCCCUAGCAGCAGCAGCAGCAAUGGAGAGGAGGAAAAGGAAGAGGAGGAGGCCAUCUCAAACCAAAGCCAAACCAAAUCCAAAUGUUCUUUAUUACCUCAACAGAGCCAGCACAGCUCUUCUUCCAGCACUGCAAAGGCCAGUGGCACACUCGACAGCAAAACAGCCGCCUCUCCAAAGCCCUCCCCUUCUCCUUCCACCUCUCCAAAGCCCUCCCCUUUUCUUCCCACCUCUCCAAAGCACUUCACAUGUCCGUCCUCAUCUUCUGCCCUGCUGAGCGAGACAGAGGUAAAAGAUAUUAAGGGAGAUCAGGGCUGGAUUUCUGAGUUUCCUCAGAGCUUUAAAUCCCAGCAGUCUACUCUGGCUUUUUCACUGGCAGGUACGGAGCCUGCCAGUACACCUGCUGAGGAUGAUGGGCCGGCAGGGGUUCCUCACUCUUCCAUUUCCAAUGGAGAUGGUGCCAAAGCUCCAGAACCAAAUGACAGCCAGCUAGACACAGAAGUGGAUGACGAGAGAGACAAAGAGGAAGAACAGAAAGAAGCUGUCCUUAAAAACCUCAACCAAGACCUCUCUCCUAAUUCACUGACGAGUCACAUGACCAUAAUGCACUCACGCAAUUCCUGCAAGACGCUGAAAUGCCCCAAGUGUAAUUGGCAUUAUAAGUCGCAGCAUACACUGCAAGUCCACAUGAAAGAAAAACAUCCAGAGACAGGAGGCCAGUGUGUGUGUGGUGCCUCUGGGGGGAAGUGUGUGUGUGGGGGUGCAACACGAGACGUGUGUGGAUACUGUAGUUCGGGGAAACCUCAUCCUCGCCUGGCUCGCGGUGAAACCUACGCCUGUGGCUACAAGCCCUACCGCUGUGAGGUGUGUGACUAUGCUACCUCAUCGAAAGGCAACCUCAGCAUACACAUGCAGUCAGAUAAACACCUUAAUAACGUUCAAGGUGGGGGACACUCAAAUGGUCACCUGCCCACCUCUCACACCGCCAACAAUAGCAGCUCCUCCAACGGUUACACAGCAGAAGAGCCUGCAUACAAGCUUCCACUCUCUAUUCCCACGACUACAACUCAGCCUGUUAAAGUCACACCACCCGCACACUCUCAUGGUAAGCGGUGGAGGUGUGAUGUGUGCGACUACGAGACCAGCAUUGCCCGCAACCUGCGCAUACACACCACCAGCGAGAAACACACACACAACAUGCUGCGACUACAGAGAGGUUACUAUCUGUCCCACUGCAGAGGCCUUGCCCCGCAACUCAAACACCUUCAAAACGCAGGCGCUGAACUCUCAUUAAACAUGCGACUGACCAGUCAACAAGUUACAGAACAGCCAGUCACCCUUGGGUCUACACUUACUCCUUCCCCCUCCCCCUCUCCCUCACCCCCUCCAGCUCCAUCUCUGUCCCCAACUGGACCCCUCUCCCAGGGUGUAUUUCAAUGCCUUGUCUGCUCCUGUUUUUCAUCUGACAGCUUAGAGUUGGUGGAGCAACAUCUGAACACCACUCGCUCUCUGCCACAGUCAGAGUGGUGCUCCCUGGUCACAGGGGGCUGCCACUGCAGGCUGUGCGGCUACACCACCCCACUGAGGGCUAACUUCUCCUUGCACUGCCAGACUGACAGACACCGCACUCGGUACCAGCUUGCUGCUCACCUUCAGGAGGGCGGAGACAGGGGUCAGGAGGGGGCUGCCCUUAUUGCCAAGGGAAACCCUGUCCAAGUGCGGUGUAACCUAUGUGACUACAUGACUAGCAGCAUGGAGAAGCUACGCGGACAUUCCCUUAGUUCACACCACAAGGCCAGCGUCCGGGUUUACAGAUUCCUGCAGCAGUAUGAUGGUGAGGUUGAUGGUGGUUCAUGGCUGUUCCAUUGUCUCCUAUGCAACCACUCCUCCUCUUCUAAACUCCAAGUUCUGAAACACAGUCAAACCCCAACCCAUCAACAAAGGGAAGGGCUUCUCCAGCUGCAACCCAUGGGCGGCGAGGAGCUGGCAGCCAUUUUUACCAUCAGGAAAAGCUCUGAUGGGGACCAAGGAGAGUUCAGUGAGGAUAUGGAAACUUCUGGUGAGACAACCACCGGUCCUUUGGACACAACCAAAGACGAAUGUGACUUGAUUUCUGAGGAGACAGUUGAAGUAGAGAAAAUGGGGGAGGAAAGAGAACAGAAGGAGUCAUUACCCUCUGUCAAACGUUCCUCCUCUGGAUACGAGGAAUUGGAAAUCUCCAUCAUAACCAAACGCCCCAGACUACACCAGCAAAAUGAGAACCAGCAGACUGUCCAGUGCCCUCUGUGCCAGGUGAAACUCCCAUACAUACACCUUCAACAGCAUCUCACACAUGUGCACAGUGUGGCCCAGGACUGUGUCGACAAGCUCAUCAGCACAGUUACACCACCAAUGAAACAACCAACACCUUCGCUGCAGACAGAACCCCAACCAGAGAAGAGUACAGACGACAGACAGAAGAACAUAACCCCCAAGAAUAAUAACUAUUGUUCUGAUACUGCUGAUACAGUUGCCUCAGUUGAUUCACAGAAAAACGAAGGUAUUUUAGAUGAAAACACUGAAGGAGAAGUCGCCACACCCAAAGAUGUCACAGCUCUACUCACCCCACCCCUUGAAGACAGCACCACUCACCAUUCAAAUGGCAGACUGGCUACUCAGUCCCCAACUCAGAUCCCCCCCUCUUCUCCACCCACCUCACCAGCCGACGACCCCCCUUCAUUUUCCGAUCGCCAUGGUUACCGGUUUCGUUGCAGCAGAUGCAGUCUGGCGUUCCCCACUCAGGAGAAGCUCCAGCUGCACUGGCAGUACCAUGCCAUGAGGGCGGCGACAGAGUGUCCCAUCUGCUCGAGACAAUGUCGCAGUCAGGAGGCCCUGCAGAGACACAUGCAGAACACGCACUCACAGCUUGACAACACACAGGGGCAAAAUACACUCCAACCACCUCAUACUACACAAUACAUGGAGCUGAACAAGAGCUCAUCUCAACAAGAUUUAAGUUUAUCACCUCAAGUGGGUCAAGAAGCAGGAGUGGCUGAAGAUGAGGACUUAGAGGAGGAGGAGGAGGAGGAGGAGGAGGAGGAAGAAGUGCUUGACAUGGAUGAAAAGGAGGAAACAAAAGGAGUUGAAUUUAAAGAGAAGGAUAUGGUUGGUGAGAUUGAUGGAAGUGAGGAGGAAAUAACUGAGCAAGACAAAGGGCCACAUGAGGAGAUCGUUUCAGAACCGAGUUCAAGCUCCAUGAUUAAAAAGAGCUCCAACCCCACAAUGGACCGCUACCUUGACCCAACCAGGCCCUAUAAAUGCACAAUCUGUUCUGAAUCUUUUACCCAGAAAACCAUUCUUCUGGUCCACUAUAACUCUGUGUCCCACCUUCAUCGGGCAAGACGAGCCCUGCAGGAUUCUGGUACAGGUGUUGCUGCCCCUGAGGCUCCCCGUGGCCCUGAUCCUCGGCCCUACCGCUGCCGACUGUGUGGAGUGGGCUACAGUCAGAGCUCCACACUGGACAUACAUCUUCGAUCUGUUCUACAUCAGACCAGAGCUCGUGCUGCCCAGAAUUCAGCACCACAGACCGUAGCAUCUAGUGUAGCUGCUCCUGUGUCAGUUUCUACUACUGUAACUCAGGCUGCAUCCACCAGAGAGGACACGACAUCUAAGAGUUUGCCAUUAACCAAGAGGCCAGACGUGGUUAGCUGUUCAACAUCUUCACUAUUAGCCCCAAGCCUACCAGCUGAGGCCCAGUCAACCCUCUCUAACCCAAGUGACAACCAGCAGGCUAAAAAGAGAGUAGCAGAGCUUCUGGCAUCUAGAAACCAGCUGAUGCUACUACAACAGCAACAAUUAGCCCAAGCUCAGGCACAGGCCCAAGCUCAGUUACAGCAACAAACAGCCCUGCUUCAGUCUCAAUUAAUGCAACACCUUCCUUUAGGGGCAGAGAAUCUCCUCAAACAACACUUCUCCCUAACACCAGAGAACUUGCUUGCUCUGCAGCAGCAGCUUCUUCUUCCCUUUUACUUGUCAGGAGACAUGAUGCUUAACCCAGAGUUAGCUGUCAAGAGCCCGGAACUGUCAGUAUCGGACAACCUAUUCCAAAAGGAACAAGUUGAGACAGAAGGAAAAAGGGGGUCUCAGUCCAAAAUAAACGAGAAACAACUACAGAGACAAGAUUCAAACCCUGCUUUUAGUCAACUAAAAGAUCAUGGACAUUGUGAAGUCAUUGCUGAAGGCUGCAGUGGAUCAACCAAGACGGAGAGACAACUCAGCAAUUCAAGUGUUGAGGAAGAAAAAGAAGAUAAGCAUUUUUCUGCUGUUAAAAAUGAAAGCCUGAAAAAGGAAACAAAUCCCUCAUCGUGUAAUCUUGUUGGACUUCAGUGCCCUCCUCCAAGAGUUCCUUAUGCUGCUGUGAAUGGGGAGCCUCUUAGAGCUCUGCUGCAGAGUUAUGGCUUUGAGUUGGCUCUGCAAUAUAUACAGAGUAGACAGAGACACCAGCAACAGAUAUCAACUCAUAUGGUUCCAGAUAAACAAGAGUGCUCUGGUAACAAUGAGAUAAAGGUGUUCUCAGAGGAAGAAAAGAACAAGUUCAGUGGAUUACAGGAUGUAGAGAAGGAAGGCUGUAGUGAUGACAAAAGCAGAGUUGAAGUCAAUGGAGGGGUAGAAGACUUGUCGCAAGAGAAAAGGCCGAACAAAGAUGAGGAAGAACCAGCAGAAAAAGAGAAAGGAUGUUGUAAAAGUGGAGAGAAGUGCAGAUACUGUGGCAAGUUUUUUUCAGAUGCCUUGGUUUUGAAAAGCCACCAGGAAUACAUUCACAGGUCUCUGUUUCCAACGGCUGCAUUGGAGAGGUUUUCCAGAGAAUACAGGCUGCAGUAUGACCAGAUGUACCCCCUCCCACAGUCUAAAUCUGGGGAGGAUUUAACUACUUGCCCCCAAGCUGCAGACCCAGCACCAUCUUCAGAAACAGAACUGAAAGUGGAAAAAGUUAAACCUCAAGCUAAAACCCCUUCACCCUCACCCGUACCCUCAGUUUCAGAUGCCUUAACAAAAACAUGCACGCCAGUUUUCGACCAAGCAUCAAAUGCCCCUCUGCCUUCUUCUCCCUUACCCUCUCAGCCUCACGAUUUUUCACAAGAGGUGCUCAACCUAAGCACUUCUGCUACACCUACUUCUCAUACCACAUCCCAGGCUAGCUCCAUGCCUCUUUCCUUGCCUAUGCUUCCUCUCUCCUUGCCACAGCUCCCUAUGCAUCCACUGACUUUACCUUCCAUUCCUUUCCCAAUGGAUCUCCCUCUCCUCUCUCCAGUUGUCAUGCAGUCAGUAGCUCUCCAGUCUAAACCGUGGUUAGACUCAAGUGUGAACCCUGAGUUGGUGAAACUCUACCAAUCUCAACUAAACCUAGGGCUAGGGCAACAGUCUCAGCUUAGUCCAGCUUUGUUAGCCCAGCAACCUCAGCUCAGCCCAGCUUUGCAAGUUCAGACCCCUCAGCUCAAUCCUGUGCUCUUGGGUCAACCACCCCAACAAAACCCUAUCCAAACAGGACAGCAAUCCCAAGUCAGCCCAACAAUACUUGAACAGGGCAAAAGAACCCGUACACGAAUCUCUGAGGAGCAGCUCACUGUUCUGAGGAAACACUUUGAUAUCAACACUCUACCUAGUGAUGAAGAGAUGCACAAGAUGUCUGCUUUGUCUGGUCUGCCUCAUAAAGUAAUCAAGCACUGGUUCCGCAACACCCUAUUUAAAGAGCGACAAAGAGACAAGGAUUCCCCUUAUAACUUUAACAACCCACCUACCAUAGCUCUGGAGGAGUCCAAUAAGGAAAUGGCACAAUCCCAGGCAUUGUCACUUUCCCCAAGUUCACUGUCCCCAUGUCUUCCAGCCAACAAUUUCCCACAGCCCCAGACAACAGACCUUCAAAGAGGAGAGUCCCAUAGGGGCAGACGCUCGUCCCGGACCCGCUUCACAGAGCAACAACUGGAGACCCUGCAGACUGUGUUUGAGGCCACACCUUAUCCCAGAGAGGAUGAAUAUGACAGGUUGUCUGCCCUACUGUCUCUUCAAAACCGAAUCAUUGUUGUAUGGUUCCAAAAUGCAAGACAGAGAGCCCGCAAAAACCAGGACCGGGGGACUGAUGAUGGAUCAGAGGGGAUGAACCAACGUGACAACAUUCACAGACAGAAAAAUGGACACAAGAAGGAUGAAGAUGAUGAGAAUGAUGAUUACAGCUGUGGAGAUGAAGGACAAAGUGAAUUGCAAAAUGAAAACUCCAUGGAUUUGACCUAUGAGUAUUACACCCACCCUGAUUCACCUUUCAUUGAUUCUUCUUCUCCCUGCCCAGAGAGUGAGCAUCCAACAGCCAAAGGUGAGUCAACACCUGUUACCAGAAAACAAGAAGACAAAACAGUCCCUCCUCCUCCAGAAAACAGGAAUUCAACUCUUGUUCAAACUAAAGCUGGAAUUUUAGACGCAGACUCUCAGCAUAAGGACAUUGUUCUAGCUAUGAAAACAGGGUCUUCUCCAAAGUCUGAGCCCAACCUGCAGCUGGAAAAUACUCAAGAAAGGACUACACCUUGCUUUCCCUCCUCAUCACUCAAAGCAGAACCUUCCAUCAUGUCUACAUCUCGUUCCAGCCAGGGGCUCCUACACAGCCCCCACUCUGAUCAAGCUGUUGAAAAGCCUGCUGAUAUGCCACCCAGCCUCCACACUCCUCCAGAGCCUGAAAAAAGUCACCUUCGGCUGCCUGAUACCAACUCUGGCUUAUCCAUGGAGGCCAAGCUAAGCAAACCGCUUCAACCCCAGACCCAGGCUCAGUUCCAAUGCAGUCUUUGCCCAGUGUCAUUGCCAUCAUUCCAGUUGUGGCAGGAGCAUCAGACUAGGCACCUCCUGGCAGCUCAGUCCCAUGUCCAAUUUCUGCACUCUGGUUUCACAGACCGAACCAUGCCUUAUAUGAUGCUCCACCCUAACCACACCCUGAUGGCCAGUCAAAUGCUUUCAGGUGCCAUGUCCCAAAUGCACACCAACCCAACACAUGCAAUGAUUUCACACUUAAACAGCAUACAAAUUAAGGACACACACUCUGACCACUCAAGUACCCCCCUCACCAGCCUUUCCCAAAGUUCUUUGGCUACCGUUAAGCAGAAUUCAAAACUUUUGUCAGACAGUAGUUUAGAAGUCCACAGGAACGGUAGAGAAAUUGAGGAGGAGCAUCGAAGGGAUAAGCGCCAGAGAACCACCAUCACCCCAGAACAGCUUGAAGUGUUGUACCAGCGCUACAGCAUGGAUUCCAACCCCACUAGAGGUGUCCUGGAAAGCAUUGCACGUGAUGUAGGCCUCACAAGACGCGUGGUCCAGGUUUGGUUCCAGAAUACACGAGCCAGAGAGAGGAAAGGACAGUUUCGUUCGCUCGGGCCAGGAUCAAGUUUCAGCUUGGGUUUCAACCACCUGCGCUGCCCAUUCUGCAGGGCUCUCUUUAAGGUGAAGAGUGCUCUGGAUGCCCAUAUGAGGUCACGCCAUUGGGCUGAAGCUGAAAGAGCAGGCUUCAACUUGUCAAUGAAUAAUGGAUCCAGUGGGCAGAUUGGGAUGGCGCUGUCAUCGAUUACAGACAGACCUGGCCCCUCUGUUUCCUCUACCCCAAACCAAGGCUACGUCAUCAACAACAAGGAACCAACUUUGAAGCAACUUAUGACCUCCAUGCCUUCAACAACUGAUCUUAACAACCCAGAGGAAGAGGAUGAUUAUGAGGAAGAUGACGAAGAGUAUCCAUGUGAAGAGGGUUCUAGUUUGGCUGAUCACGGUUCUCCUAGUCCAGAGGGAUCUCGGGGUCCAGGUGCAGAUUGGGGUGAGACACAAACUCUACAGCAACAGCACCAUCAGCAGCAGCGCCAAAGGACACAGAUGAGCCACUACCAGUUACUCCAGCUCAGAGACUUCUACAGAAGCCACCGUAACCCCAACCGACAUGAGUGUGAGGCACUGGGCCAGGAGUUGGGACUACCUCACCGUGUGGUGCAGGUGUGGUUCCAGAAUGCCAGAGCCAAGGAGAAAAGGGCCAGGAGCCUGAGCUCUGAUGCUGCAGAGAGAGAGCAGGCCGAGCUGUCCGCAGGCGCAGGGGAGAGAGACAGAGCCUAGAGAGGCAUACUACGGUCUCUUGCUUCCUUCUUCUACACCCUCCUGGAAACUCCUCCUGCACCUGUUGUCAACCGCUAAACAUAAACUCUGUUCACUUUGCUGCCAAACCUGUUACCUGAACACCCCAAAGAUGCAGAGCCACCUUGGCCCAAAGAGAAACUCUCUCAACUUUAAGUAGGAGAGAGCCCAAACCAAGUCCCCUCUACAAGAGCUUUCCUCUUUUCAUAUUGUUCUCAAACUCUUUCCUGGUCUGUAUUUUCUUGUCAAACAGCACUUCUGUCCCUUUCCUGUCAGACACCUUACUACAACCAAACACCAUCUUGUUAAACCAACCAGAUGCCACAGAGGCCAAAGAGCAUUCUCCAAGUAUGUGACCUCACUGCCCAGCUAGACCUGCAGUCUACCUCUCAGUCUGCAUGACAGACUCACAGUGGGCCCUCCAACAGACAGUGCUAGAUGACUAGCUGUGUAGCAUGUAGUGCCAGUCUGUAAGAGGCUGGAAAAAUAAAUUGUCAAAGAGAUUUAGUGUAAAUAGAGAGCUCCAAAAGAUAAACUUGAAGAAAAACAAAGCUGUUAACGGUGACAGAAGAUGGAAAAAAAAAAAAGAAAAAUAUCCUUGAACUAGAUGGAGGUAUUCGCAUAGAGCUUUUGUAAAGACUGACUCAGAUUCCAAAGCUCGUAACCAAAAUUUUACAUGUCUGUGGAUUUAGUUUCAACAUGUUUGUUUCUGAUAACAAACUGCAGAGCUGACGUCUGUAUCGUGAAUGGGUGAAAUCUGCUGCCGGCCAAGGUAAGCCGGGGAACCAAUAGACUGUUGCAGUGCUCAAAUGCAGCUUCACCCUCCACAAGCCAAUGAUGAGUCUUCUGUUGUACAUGUAAACCUUCUAUGUUUCUUUAGCGGAUAACAGCCCAAAUAGCACAGAAAGAAAAAUGCUAGUUUGUCCUAAAAAGGGCAAACUAUUUUUUAUAGCACUCAACCAUUAAACUGUAUAUGAAAACUUUAACCAAACUCAAAUUUACAUUGUGUGUGUUUAGUAAUAGUUUCUUAAUAUAAAUCUUAUGGAUUGAGAUGAACUGUCUUGCUUCGAUAUAAUAGUGUCAUGACUAUGAAAAGAUUAUGACAGCUUUGAUAUGUUCAGGCAAGGUGACUUACUGCCUUUCCGUUCUAUUUGAAUAUACCAAUGGCUGACCAAUGUUAUGUGAUUGAUGUAAAGCUUUCUAUGCUCAGGUCAACAGCUCAACAUGUGAUCCUAAUACUGAACUUUUCUGUUUUCAAAACGAAAGUUGUGGUUUAACCUUGGACUGAGUAUUACAAGAUAUCAACAAAAACAUCUCUGUAUUUCAAAGAUCUGAGCUUUUCACCACUGAGUAAUAGAUUGUUACAAAAACCUUAUUGAAACUAAAGUGUUUAAUAGUGUGAGGGGUAAAUGUACAGUAUUUAGCUUUUGUAUGGUUGACUCAAGACUUCAUUGGAUGAUUGAGACAUGGCUCCCUUUUCCACUCACACAAAGAGAGCUACUGCGCAAAGCUGAGAAGAACUUUGGAUGUUAUUGAUGUUAUUUUUAUACACUUAAUUUAUUUUCCCUGUUUCUUCCUCCCUUCCUACUUCCUUCAUUUUAUCUCUACUUUUUCUUUUGUUCAUUGACAACCAGUCCUUAUUCUGGCUGUAAUAAUGAUACUAUAACAAUAAUAGCUAAACAAUAAUUAAUGCUUUAAGACAAAAAUCCAAAGACGUGAUAAUACUUUAACCAUAUGACCUACAAAAUAAGCGCUACUGUUUACUUGACGAUGUAUUGCUGUUUUUAAAGAAGGAAGGAGUCCCUAUAUCUAAGCUACUGUUUUCUGCCUCUCAUAAGCACACUGGAGACUGUAACCAAAACCCCAAACUAGAGCCAUGGCAGUCUGUAAUAUAGCGGUUAAAGAGUUUUACUUCUCUUAAGAAAUGUUGCAGUUUAUUUUUCUUUCUUUCGUUUUUUACCAUAGUGUUGAACUUCAGCCCUUAAGGAUGUCCAGUUUGCUGCUAAUGUACUGUAGUUUCUAACGAUACUGUAGAAAGAUGCAUGCUCUGAUCGCUUUAUCACUAGGCUUUAAUGACUACAAACUGUAAUGAUACCUGUGAUGCUGUUGAUAAACUGCUCCUCUGUUAUUUUGUUGAAAACAUGUGGAUAUGUGGGGCUCAAUUCCAUCAGGCUUGUUUUCAGUAUCCUGUGACUUACCACCAUUAAGAAAAUAAUAAAAAAAAGGCAUUCGUAAUACCAGAAAUAUUUUUUCAAACUUCCAGAGAAACCUGCUUGGGGCAUUAACUUCUAAAAGUACUUAUGGAGAUACUGCAAAGCUAUUCGAAGGAGUUAAGACCCCCUAACCCUCAACUGAUAUGUUGUCAGUCUUUCUGUGUUGCAUUGUCUCUUGUCAAUAUGUCCAGCGACAACAGCUUUCCUGAACUCUGACAUCACAACCUACUUUCCAAAGGAUAUGGACUGACUGACUUCAUCGAGUUUUGUUUUUAAACUAACCAAUGUUUACGACAAUACCAAUGAGCUUUCCUCUGUACAGAAAUGUGCAUUCCAAAUACCACAAGGCAGUUUUUGUAUACUGAUUCUUUUAAAUUUCAUUUCUCUCGUAUUCUCUUGCUCUUAGUGACUGUAAGAUGUACAUAUUGAGGUCCUCUAUGGUGAAGAGACUCUGUUAUCUUUACUGUAGGUAAAACUAUUUUUUUCCUUUUUUCCUGGAUAUAUUGUUGCCAUAGUGAUGACCAAAAAGAUACCUGUGAUGUGCACCUGUCCUCAUGUCCUGCUCCAGUGGUUUAUUGUGUCUCUAUACUCUCCCAAACCCCAGUUCUCUCCUCCGUAUGUGUGUUUCUCUUCCCUUCCCUCCCCGUACUCCACUGAGCUAAAUAAAGUCUGCUUUGGUGCA